Rhizophagus irregularis DAOM 181602=DAOM 197198 is the source of this 453-nucleotide messenger RNA. RefSeq lists its product as uncharacterized. The record is from RefSeq and is a predicted model, not a curated record. Lineage: Eukaryota; Fungi; Glomeromycota; Glomeromycetes; Glomerales; Glomeraceae.
AUGACAUUACUUAAUUGUCUGGUUCUGGAAAAGCCAUUCAGAAAUAUAAUCUCUAUUAAAAUUAAAGAAAACGAAAUAAUUGGUGAACUUAAAAGACAUAUUAAAGCUGAAAAGAUUACUUUGAAACUGUUGGUGCAAGUGACUUCAGAUUAUGGCACAAAUACCUGUAUAGGAAGCAGUAAUACAAUUCCUUCUUUUGAUCUUUCUGAUAGCAAUGAAAUAUUAUCAUAUUUUCAAAUCAAAGAUAUUUGGAAAGAAGAUCCUCCCAAAUUCAAUCUUUACAUAAUUAUUAAAAUCGAAGUUGUUGCCCUCAACUGUAUAAUUUCUGGAUAUCCUUCUGAUACGUAUUACCCGAUUGAAAUUUCUAUAGAAAGAAAUGUUGGUAAACUUAAGUCUAUAAUCAAAAAACGAUGGAAACCUUGUAAUAACCGAAAAUAUAAUAAAAUAGAAUAA